Molecule: messenger RNA, 521 nt
Organism: Ananas comosus (pineapple)
Lineage: Eukaryota; Viridiplantae; Streptophyta; Magnoliopsida; Poales; Bromeliaceae
Product: small nuclear ribonucleoprotein Sm D1-like
Biological process (GO): spliceosomal snRNP assembly; RNA processing
Cellular component (GO): U12-type spliceosomal complex; precatalytic spliceosome; U5 snRNP
Molecular function (GO): RNA binding
Source: RefSeq, a predicted model, not a curated record
GUGUUGAUAUUAGUAUGAAUACACACCUAAAAACGGUGAAGCUUACACUGAAAGGAAAAAAUCCAGUUACACUUGAUCACCUCAGUGUGAGAGGUAACAAUAUUCGGUAUUAUAUCCUACCUGACAGCUUAAAUCUGGAGACUUUACUGGUUGAGGAGACGCCUAGGGUUAAGCCUAAAAAGCCGACUGCAGGGAGACCGCUGGGGCGUGGUCGUGGCCGCGGACGUGGCCGUGGUCGUGGCCGGGGCCGUUAGAAGUGUUGCCUGCUUUUCACUUUUUGCAGCAUGUAUUCUGUACUAGCUUUGAGAUCUAUUUUAAGCUUUUUGGUUCAAGAAUUGGCUGAUCAAAGGAUUAUGUUCACAGCUUUUUAAUUGCUUUCUUUCCUGGAGAGUUAGUGUCUCUUGUGAAUUUAUAGCUUAUGUCGGUAGAUGAGCUUACUUUUAGCAUGCUGUAUGUGUGGACAAUUCAGGCAAAAGAUCUGCACACUUAUUUGAAGAUUGUGCCUAGUUUGAUGGAGACCA